AUGAUUUUCCUUUCAGAAUUCAGUGUGGAGUUGAUUGGCAAUGCCACCUAUCAAAGCAGUCGAGUGUCUGUAUUCCAUGACGGCCAAUGGAAAUCAGUAUGCAGCGAUAACUGGGAUUGGAGAACUGCACAGGUGGCAUGCAGGCAAGCGGGCUACUUUGGAACAUCGUAUCACCUAGAUCAAGAUGCAUUCAGUGAUUUUCAUCCAAUGGUUUUCACUGGGCAUGACAUUGCAUGUGAUGGGUCAGAAUAUCACUUGUAUUACUGUUCAGCUGACUGGGAUAGUCCUACAUGCACAUCAAACAAGGUAGCAUCUGUUACAUGUGCAGACUCCUAUGAAGACCUCUUACAAGAUGGGGACUUAAGGAUGACCAAUGGUACCUCAUCUAAAGACGGUCAAAUUGAGAUGUUUAAUGAAGGUUUUUGGAGACCUGUUUGUGGGGAUGAAUGGGGCUGGGAAGAAGCUACAGUGGCCUGUCGUCAAUUGGGGUAUCUAGGAGCUAUUUCUGCAUAUACAGCGAUAAGCUAUGACGAUGAGACUGAAUUCAUUUGGUCAGGGUUAGAUUGUGAAGGAGGAGAAUACAGACUACAAGAAUGUUAUAUACCAAGUAUUGGACGGGAAUUAACCUCACAUUGUCAAUACAUCGGUGGUGCUCACUGUGCUCUUUCACAAUCUCUUAUCCAUGAGAAUGGCGCUGUUCAAUUCAUUUCUGAUGGAGGUGCCAACAGUGGUGCCAUAGCCGUCUUUUACCGUGGAGUGUGGGGUAAAAUCUGUCCGGAUGACUGGAUAUGGUCCCUGGCAAAUAUGGCAUGUUUUCAGCUGGGAUAUUAUGGUGCCAUUGAGUCUACUAGUGCUGUGCCUGAUACAGAUGAUGGAAUCGCCUUUCAUAUGCAUUCCCUACAAUGUGAUGAAUUUGAAGGGUACAUCACAUCCUGUGAUUUAGAACAUUCCUGGGAGGAAGAUGAAGUAGAAUGUAAUUCUGAUGACGGCCUUGCUGCAGGUGUAGUCUGUACCCAUCAGUAUCAGGAUGUACCUUAUGAUGGUAAAUCCAGGUUGGUUGACGGCCCUGACGUUGGUCAUGUAGAGGUAUUCUUUGAUGAUUCUUGGGGAUUGGUUUGUGGUGAAUCCUGGUCUUAUGAUAAUGCAAGAGUAGUUUGCAUCAAUCUAGGGUAUCGUGGAGUUCUUGAUGCCUCAUCAAUCCAGCGGAGUGACUCCCUCUCUCGUGAAGUAGUGUUGAGUGAUGUUGAUUGUAAUGGUUGGGAAUUCCUCUUGACAGACUGCUAUUCAUCCUUCCUCGAUAUUUCACACUGCCAAUCAUUGGCUUAUACAGAAUGUACUAUGGCCUCUGAUGAAAUUAACAUGCAGGAAGAACUUGAGAUUCGACUAUCUGAUGGAGAGGUACCUCAUGAAGGUCGAGUGGAGGUGUUCAUCCUUGGACGAUGGGCUUCCAUAUGCUCUGAUUAUUGGUCUGAUAAUGAAGCUGAAGUAGUUUGCACACAGCUUGGAUACACAGAUGGAGUAUACACUGCUGUGUAUGGUGGAUACUAUGGAUCCUCACCCAACGGUCAGAUAAAAGGCUAUCCCAUCUGUAACGGUUGGGAGUCAACCCUAAAUGACUGCUAUCUAUUCCCUGCAUACGGUGGACAGUGCUAUAACUCUGAUGUUGGUGUCAACUGUGACUCCGAUGAUCCAGAGAGAAUGUUCACGAUCAUCAUAGUGGUAGCAGUUGUUGUAGUAGUCCUAGCCAUUUGCUCGAUAUCAUGUAUUGGUUACUGGUGUUGCUGCAAGAAAACAGCAGCUACUGUGCCUGUUGGAGCAGUACAUGCUAUGGUAGAGAUUCCUCAGUCUCUCCCUCCUGUGAUGACCAACACCGUUCCUACAGAGCUACCCAGCCUUCAAUACAGCACAUUGCCUCCUAUGGAGGAUAUUGCACUGCCCCCAGGUCAAGCCCCCAAACCUCCACCAGUUGUGUAUGUGCCCCCACCCAGUCACUAA
Lytechinus variegatus (green sea urchin) is the source of this 1995-nucleotide messenger RNA. Its product is annotated as scavenger receptor cysteine-rich domain superfamily protein-like. NCBI's taxonomy places the organism in Eukaryota, Metazoa, Echinodermata, Echinoidea, Temnopleuroida, Toxopneustidae. The transcript is spliced from 11 exons. Bases 1 to 1995 code for a protein of 664 amino acids. Gene Ontology annotation, cellular component: membrane. The record is from RefSeq and is a predicted model, not a curated record.